Salvia hispanica is the source of this 1462-nucleotide messenger RNA. NCBI's taxonomy places the organism in Eukaryota, Viridiplantae, Streptophyta, Magnoliopsida, Lamiales, Lamiaceae. The record is from RefSeq and is a predicted model, not a curated record.
UAAACUGAUCAUUGAAUACAAAUUAUAUAGAUUCCUGCAUAUGCUUUUGUUUUCUCCUCUUUAUCUAUGCCAAAUGCACCUUAGCUAAAUCCAUGGAUGCCAAUCCCAAAUUCCUCAACCCUAGAGGAGACAUGCAGCCGAGCACCACCACCACCUCCUCCUCGGACUCGGCCGCGGAGGGCGGCGGUGAGGCCAAGUGGGCGGCGAAGCUCCUCCGCGAGUGCGCGGCGGCGAUGUCGCAAAAGGACUCCGGCAAGAUGCACCACCUCCUGUGGAUGCUGAACGAGCUGGCCUCCCCCUACGGCGACCCCGACCAGAAGAUCGCCGCCUACUUCCUCCAAGCCCUCUUCUGCAAGGCCACCGACUCCGGCCGCCGCUGCUACAAAACCCUAGCCUCCGUGGCGGAGCGGAGCCACUCGUUUGACUCAUCAAGAAAACUAAUCCUGAAAUUCCAAGAGGUCAGCCCGUGGACCACAUUCGGCCACGUGGCGUCCAACGGCGCCACGCUGGAGGCCUUCGAGGGCGAGCCCAACCUCCACAUCAUCGACGUCAGCACCACCCUCUGCACCCAGUGGCCCACCCUUCUAGAAGCCCUCGCCACCCGCACCGACGACACCCCCCGCCUCCGCCUCACCGUCGUCGCCGCCACCGCCGCCGUUAAAUCCGCCAUGAAGGAGAUCACCCCGCGGAUCGAGAAAUUCGCCAGGCUCAUGGGCGUCCCCUUCGAGCUCUCCGUCGUCGCCGAUCUCAGCAAGGACUCUCUAACAGUCCGCGAGGGAGAGGCCGUGGCGGUGAACUGCGUGGGCGCGCUGAGCCCUAAUUUGAUUGAGACGAUGAAAUGGGUAAACCCUAAGGUGGUGACGGUGGUGGAAGAAGAGGCGGAUUUCUCGAGCAAUAGGGACGAUUUCGUGGAGUGCUUCGAGGAGUGCCUGAGGUUCCACACGGUGUAUUUCGACAUGCUGGAGGAGAGCUUCGCGGCGACGAGCAACGAGAAGCUGAUGCUGGAGAGGGAGUGCCUGAGGAGCAUAGUUAGGGUUUUGGCGUGUGAUGGUGAUGAUAAAGUGGAGGAGCAUGAGAGGGAGAGGGGGAGGCAGUGGUCGGAGAGGCUCCGGGAGGCGGGAUUCUCUGCGGUGGCGCACAGCGAGGACGUGGUGGACGACGUGAGGGCGCUGCUGAAGAGAUACAGGGCGGGGUGGUCGUUGGUGGCGGCGGCCGAGGAUGAUCAGACUGGGAUUUUUUUGGCAUGGAAAGAGGAACCUGUAGUAUGGGCAUCGGUAUGGAAACCAUCAAAAUGAAUGCUACUAUAUAAUUAUAAUAGCAUCACAUUUCUAAUUCAUAGUAUUAUAUAUAUACUUCUUUGCUUUUGUAAUUCUAUGCUUUUUGCAGUUCUUCUUGUUUGAAAGCUUUUGCACUUGUGUAACGAAUCGUUUUGGGAAGAUGGAUAUGCUUUUUCUUUGUCUAA